Messenger RNA from Anarrhichthys ocellatus (wolf-eel), 6563 nucleotides. It is a transcript of the gene socs7, whose product is annotated as suppressor of cytokine signaling 7. Gene Ontology annotation, cellular component: phosphatidylinositol 3-kinase complex. Gene Ontology annotation, molecular function: 1-phosphatidylinositol-3-kinase regulator activity. Bases 385 to 2970 code for a protein of 861 amino acids. The transcript is spliced from 10 exons. The record is from RefSeq and is a predicted model, not a curated record. Gene Ontology annotation, biological process: phosphatidylinositol phosphate biosynthetic process; intracellular signal transduction. NCBI's taxonomy places the organism in Eukaryota, Metazoa, Chordata, Actinopteri, Perciformes, Anarhichadidae.
GCUGAGCGGAGGAGGAGCGGGUGGGGCCUGGCUGGGAACACAGAGGCAGACUGUGGUCACUGACCAGGAGACUCUACUGGCUUUUAUUCUUUACUCAAAUCAGACCGCAUGUCUGACCCAGGGGGUCCGCCUGCUGCCGGGAGCGAACUGCGCUCAUUUUCCCCGAUAUUUACCAGAUGGAUGCUGAGCUGUCGUUGAGGAGGAGGAGGGAUGAAACAAUCGCCUGAUAUAUUUUUUUGGCAUUUUCGCUCAUAGCCUACUUAUGGGAGGCAGCGGCGGCUUGGCCCUUUCUUUAUUAUAGGAAAGAGAUCUCCGCGGUUUUGCUAUGUGAAGAGCAGAUCGCCCUACUCAUUUCUCGUUUGGCGAUUCCCCGAGGAAUAAAUUAUGAACAACGCGCAAGAUAUGUCGCCUGAUUUCGUGUUGAUGCGCCUGGUUUCCGCGGCCGAGGACGACCGCUUGGACGCGGAAAACGGGAAUCUGCCGCCGGGAGGAGGAGUGGUGGUGGUGGCGGGGAUGGGGAUGGGGAAGGAGGUCCUGGCUCACAGCGGCGUCAAAGCGGGCUUGGAUAUCAGCCGAGAUCUGACGGCGGGCCUCGAGCAUCCCGGCGGACGCCUGAACAAAGCCCAGCAGAGCGGCGAGGGCACGACUGCACCUGACUCCGGGGUGACGGAGAGCCGAGACCCGCUGUCCGCGCCUCCUCCGCCGCAGAGCCCCAUGGAGGCCCAGGGCUUUGACUUCGCCCCCAGCCCCGGCCUACGGCCUCAGCUGCUGGUCUUUUCCAACAUAAUGCGGAACGGGGAAGGGAUUUUGGAAUUAGACCGUCGGAAUCAGCCGAGGGAUGCUCUGGGUUUGGACCAGAGCCCGGGGUCUGGCCGCUCCGGCCCGGCUGUCAAUAACAACACCCUGAGUCCCGGAGACGUUCAGCAGCAGGACCUGCUGGACCGGACGUGGGGAGCGCAUCCGCCGGUCGUAACCGCGGGGAUGCAGGGAGCUGCGGAGCUAUGCCGCCGGCACCGACUCAUCACUACCCCGCCCGAGUGGCCCUUGUUGACGGAGAGAUCCAACCCUCUCACCGUGAUUGACUCUAAAUGGGGAUGCGCCUCUAGGGACAGAGAGGGAGCCGUGUUUGAGCUGGCCCGACGGUUCGGGGAGCUCGGGGUCGGUGCGGUGCCCAAGAUGCUGCUCAAAGCUGGGGAGCUCCCGCAGUGUUCGUGUCAGGGUGCACACAGGCCGGCAGGAGGGGGAGUGGAGCCCGGAGAUGACCCGACAGAGACCAGCGAUGCUUUGUUGGUCCUGGAGGGACUGGGGAGUGGGGAUGUUGCCGGCCUGGGCAUGGACGAGUGCCCGGAGGGUGAGCCGGAUGAUGAGCAUGGACGCCGCGAGUUUUUACUCAACAGGAAACGGGAGAUAGUUCAGAAAAUGUCCGGGGCUUUCUCCAUCAGCAGCUUCCAAGCGGAGCUAAGAAGGCAGGUGGAGGGGAUGGCCCCGGCGGCGACCGAGGCGGCGGCGGCAGCGCACCUUGGCGCGCAGGUGUGCAGCCUCCACGGGAAUUUAGCCAGCCGGCUCUCGCAGGUAAGCUCCGGGGAUUCAGAGGUUGUCGCCCAGGUUUCGGCCACGUCUCAGUCGCACACGCCGGCCCAGAACUCACCGUGGGCCACAAGCCCGAACCCGAGCCAGGCGUCGACUCCCAGGAGGCGGCCGGAGCGGUGCGCCAGCGCGCCGCGGACACCCACAGGGUGUUCCGCGGGCGGGGAAAAGACGCUCAAAGUUCCGGGGAAGUCCAAAAAGGGCUCGUUAAAGAUCCGCCUGAGUAAACUGUUCCGGACUAAAAGCUGCAGUGGCUCCAACCACCUGCUAGACAAGAGGCCCUCGGUGACCUACUCAGUGUCUUCUGCCGGGAGUCUGGUGGACAUGGCGAGCACCGCUGGCGCUGAGCAGGACGCAGACAGCCACAGCCAGCCCAGACUGACCAGGGCCCACAGUGCCUUCUCCCCCGCCUCCCUCGUUGCCUCCCUCUCUGCUUUCACUGGUGAGACAGUCUCCCUGGUGGAUGUGGAUAUCUCGCGGCGAGGGGCGAACACGCCACACCCUCCCACACCUCCCCCUCCUCCACGCCGAAGUCUCAGUUUGUUAGAUGACAUAGCCGGGCCUCAGCCUGGGCCUUUCCUAGUGAGUGUCAUGGGCGCCUCCCUGCAGUCCCUCCCCCUGCCUCUCCCUCCUCCUCCUCUUCCCUCCCACGCCACCAUCCAGCACAGUCUCAGCCUCAAUGACGCCUUCCUUCGGGCCCUCCCUCAAUCGACCCCGUCACCGGCUAAUGCUCCGCCCCCUUCCAGACAUGCCCCGCCCCCCAUGUUGUGCGCCCUGCGACGGUCUGAAGCCAGCAACUUCACCGCCAGUCUGAGAGAACUGGAGAAGUGCGGCUGGUACUGGGGUCCCAUGAACUGGGAGGAUGCAGAGAUGAAGCUGAAGGGGAAACCGGACGGGUCCUUCCUGGUCCGAGACAGUUCAGACCCCCGAUACAUCCUGAGCCUCAGCUUCAGGUCGCAGGGAGUCACACACCACACACGCAUGGAGCACUACCGAGGGACGUUCAGCUUGUGGUGUCACCCGAAGUUUGAGGACCGCUGCCACUCGGUGGUGGAGUUCAUCGAGCGAGCCAUCAUGCACUCCAAGAACGGGAAAUUCCUCUACUUCCUCCGCUCCAGAGUCCCAGGGCUUCCUCCCACCCCGGUUCAGCUGCUGUAUCCCGUGUCUCGCUUCAGCAACGUGAAGUCACUACAACAUCUCUGUCGCUUCUGCAUCCGACAAAUGGUCCGCAUCGACCACAUCCAGGAGCUUCCACUGCCCAGACCGCUAAUAUCCUACCUGAGUAAGUUUUAUUACUACGACCCCGAGGAGGAGACGUACCUGUCAAUCAAGAGCAUCCGGAGGGUGGUGGGAGCAGCGCAAGAGACCGAGUCGCAGACGUAGCAGCAGAGAUCUUCUCAGCUCAAGUUUCUGUAUGGAGGACUGAUCUGUACUGGUCUGCCAGUCUUCCAGCAUCAGCCAAUCAGAGUCCCUGGAUGCCUCUGGGUCUCCAGCUGGACUCGGAUGGACCGGCCUCUCUCUUGACUUGGACUAACAAAAAGAGGGACGAGUGUUUGCAGCUGGACGGCGGGAAACCAGUCAUUGAGACAUUCAGGUGCAGAGGACUCAGCCUCGUCUUCAGAGGGACUGCAGACAUGUUCUCACCUGCCAAACGUGUCGGUUUGAAACAAAAGGAGAAUUGUGAACUUCAUUGGCAAAAUUUCCCGAAGCUACUGAACUGGACUUUUAAAACACACAAUGCACUGGUCAAUUUGUACAACUGUUGUUUGCUGCCGUUUCCUUGUUUUCCCUUUCCAUGCUGUCAAAAAGAGGGUUUAUGGAUUACAAACUGCCCUCAGGAGAGAUGUACACACAGAGGCAGGGCAGCAAGAGAGCAAGUCACCAUGUUGGAGGACCUAUAAUCUCAUUUUGGGGAACCUGGUUUGUUUUUUUCUGCCUGGAAAUAACUAAAUUGUAAUGUUAGCUACAAUGCUAAUGUAUUGCAGAUGUAUAUUAGACAUAUCGGACAUAAAAAAUUGGUUUGAAAUUGAAUUCAAUACUCAAUUCUAUUUCUCUAUUUUUGCUUGUUUUACGCAGACGGAUUUGAUGAAAUCUUAACCUCAUCUUAAAGUUUAUACUUAAACAUCUCCACGUUUUGGUGUUUUGUUUGUGUUUUUAGACUGAUUUUAAGACCGAAUUGCCAUUUAAUUUCCCUUAAACAAUUAACUUCGACAAAAGGAUUUCUGUUUAGCGAGAAGGAGUGUUUUGUUUCGCCUCAACUACUUAGUGAGAGAUGGAUCUGUCCCACUGAUGUCGUGUUAGCACGGAAGUUGCGGUUGCUAGCAGAUCCACUUAGUCCAGUGACGUACAGCAUGUGUAAGUCUCAUCCCACAAAGUCCUGACUGUUCUGCCAUUAGAAACAGCCUUCAACGAGCACAACACCCACAUCCAUUUGAACCCGACACGUGGGUGGUGAUUCAGGCAUCUGGAAACCGACUGUGCUUUACUUCUCCUUAAUUGGUGGGUGGAGCUUCGGGCCACGCCCACAUCAGUGAUGUCACACCAGGUGUUUCUUGUUUAGCUUUCAAAUGGGAAUCACCAGCUGUGACGUUGUAGCCAGAUGUGCAACAUGUGAGAAAGUUUUCAGCCCACAGAAGUUAAAGUUUUCUUUCCUCUUUGACUUCAUGGAGACAAAGCGCAAAAAUAUUUGCCGCCACAAUAUGCAACCAACAGCUAAAACGCUAACAGAAAUACCUUUAGCUAACUAAAAACAAUAGAUUUCAGCUCUUCAAACGAUUAUUUUAACACCGUAUCUCUACCAGGGGUGCAGUUGAUAAAUUAAACUAAAAUGAUGAUAGGGUAAGUUAGCUGUUAGCGAGCUAAUGUUAGCUUACUGUAGUUAGCUAAGGCACUUGCAAACAUAAAACUGCAGCUUUGUCAUUUUUUCCCAUUCUGUAACACAAGUUGCAUCGUCUGUCCGAAUGUUUUAGCUAACUGACAUAUAGUUAGCCUAAACAUUCCCAUUCUUCUUCUUCUGUAUCCUCUAUAAACACUUAGUCCUGGGUUCAUUACCCUGUUGGUAGUGCAUCCCACCACACAGCAGCUUUUGGGCAUUUGUCUGUUGAAGAUGGCCCCUCCACACAACACAAAAGCUGCGUUCCACAUCGUUUGCUUUUUCUCUUUACUUUCAGGACGUACUGCAACGGCCCUUAAAAAGUACGUAGUGUUGCAUGCAGUAUGAGUUUAAUUGGGACGUACUACUUCCACCUUGAACUUCGCAAAAAACGACCAGAUAUAGUAGAACAUACAGCAUACGUCACUUUCUCAUCUUUUGAUGUCACUCCUCUAACCUGGUGGAUUGUACCUUUGUUCAUUCAACAUUCUCUGAAACAUCUGACUCUCCAAAGAAAGGAAACACUCCACCUUCAGAUUCUGUUAGAUCAGUUUCAGAUGUCUGAAGAUAUUUUGGAAUGUCGUAAUGCAGUGAUUUCCUACAUUUCCCAGAAUGCCCCUCGACCACCAUUCGAUGAGUGCUGUCGUUUUAAAUCUUAUGAACCGCGUCUGAUGCUCACAGCACCACAUGUCCUGCAGCUGCAUUGCAUUCUGGUCUAUUGAGGCUCUUUUCGGUAGAUUAUUUGUUAUCUGUUGCUCUUACGUGACAUGAUGUCCACAGCUGCUGUUUACAUUUCAGCAGGUGUUCAUAGAGACAGUGAAAAAUACACCGAAGAAAUGCAAUUUAAAAAAACUAAUAUCUCAUAUUGACACUGUUUUAUUCCAAACAGCUCUUUGGAAUUGAAGGAAAAAAUAAUGCAAAACAGAACUUCUCUAUAAUGUUAAGAUGAUAAAACUUAUUUUAUUUUAUUUUGUUCUUUCAUCAUCAAAGUCCACUUAAGAAGAGAGUUUUUGCAAUUAAAUCUCAAAACGAAUGUGGAGUUCACUUGCACAGAAACAGUUUUCUGAAUUCGGCUUUGCUGUAUUGGGGAGUUUAUGAGCCUCAUUUUUCCCACAAUGCCUUGCCUCAGAGUGUGUAUAUCUGCCGUGACUCAUCUCUACCUGUCAGUUUUAUUUUUUGACACGCCCAGGUGUGUUUUGCUGAAGCGGACUACUGGCUCAGUGUUUUCAGUAAGAAGAAAAAUAAAACAGGUGUGUGUGGCAUUGUUUUUUUUCAUUUGAAUAUUUGAAUAACAUUGAUUUUGGAGUCUGAACAUGUUUCAAGCUUUCAUAAUUAUAUUACAAUAAGAAAACAACAAUACAAUGAAGGGCAGGAUGAGGUCCUGUUUUAGUUAUCUGGAUUUUUAAGCAUUUAUUUUGUCUAUAAUAUAUUUUUAACGUCUGUGUAUCUUGAGAAAUAUACAUUUAAGGUCCACCUUACUUUCUGACACGGCCUUGCUCGGCGUGCGGAGCUGCUCGGUUGUCAUGGAGAUAUGUUUUGAUGAAUGGAUGAAGUCUAUACUUAGGUCACUGUCAUAACCAUCUCCAUGGCAACUGAACAAAAUGCAGCAUGAUGGGGUUGAACACUUCAGAAACAAAUAGAAAGUUUGACUUUGCCAUGAGAUUUCUUUUUUUUUUUUUUUUGGUCUCGCUGCUGUUUGUGAAGUCAAGAAUGAACCUUUAAGUGCUCCUUUAAAGCUCCUUUUAGGCAAAUCUGGUUUUAAAUGUAUUUUUUAGCUUAAGAAAUAGGAACACUGAAUUCAUAGGUUUAUCUGAAAAGCCUAAAAUAGACACAUUCUUAUAUAUUUGGUUUAUAAGAUACUAAAGUCUGACGUAAACAGCGGCUUGAAUGUGUAAAAAACGAUUAAUUGGUCCAAAUUGUAGCUGAUUGUGACUCCAUUUAAUUGACUAAUCAUUUCAGCUCAACACUAUGUGAGUUAACACUGUAUCCAUGCUUAACCGCAUAGAAACUGUUCCAUUUCUUUAACGGCAGCCGUUCACUUUGAAAUGUUUAAAGCUGAAUACUCUCCGGCUGAUGCUCGGGCUCGCUCGUGAAGCUGGUGAAA